AAUCCACUCAAGUCUAGUGGCGUAAUUUCUCUUAGGCAUGGCUCUCUUACGAUCCGGACCGGCUUGCCGCUGACGCGUCUCGUAAUCUGCUCACUGCCUGGUGGAGAGGCUCACCCUCGAGAUAGCGGGAGUGAGAUAGUCAGUGCAAUGGUCGGCUAUGGCUUAUUCGUAGUUCGUUUGUAAUUGGGUGUACAAUGCUCGCGCUUGUGUUCCUGGUGGCGCUUACGACAGUUCUGGUGUGGGAUUAUUUUUGGCGCAAGCGGCGCAAUGAUAUACUUCACUAUAUGCCAGGUCCGCGGGGUCUGCCUCUUGUCGGCAAUGCCCUCAUGUAUCGUGGCCUCGAUGCCGAACAGAUCAUGGGUUUUGUUAGCAAGAAUAGGAACAAGUACGGUCCACUCUACAAGGUGUGGGUGCUCAACCAGCUGGCCGUCUUCUCUACGGACCCGCAUGACAUCGAGUUCAUCCUUAGCAGCCAGCAGCACAUCACUAAGAACAAUCUGUACGAGCUGCUCCACUGCUGGCUGGGCACGGGCCUCCUAAUGAGCACCGGCAAGAAGUGGCAUUCCCGCCGCAAGAUCAUCACGCCCACCUUCCACUUCAAGAUCCUAGAGCAGUUUGUCGAGAUCUUCGAUCAGCAGAGCGCCGUGAUGGUGGGGCAACUGCAACAGCGGGCUGAUGGGAAAACAGCCAUUAACAUUUUUUCGGUUGUCUGUCUCCUGGCGCUAGACAUUAUAGCAGAAACCGCCAUGGGAACCAAGAUCCAGGCACAAAUGAGCCCCAAUCUGCCCUAUGUCCAGGCCGUCACGGAUGUGACCAACAUCAUGACCACCAGGUUCAUCCAUGCCUGGCAGCGCAUCGAUUGGCUCUUCCGCCUGGUUCAUCCGGGAAUGGCUAAAAGGCAGGAUAGCGCCAUUAAGGUGAUGCACGACUUCACUGAGAAUAUCAUUAAGCAGCGUCGGCAGGCCCUGGUCAGUGCAGGGAAACAGGAGAAGGAGAAGGAGGAGAUCAAGGAAGACGAUGACCUGGGACAGAAGCGUCGCAUGGCCCUUCUGGAUGUGCUCCUGCAGUCAACCAUCGAUGGGGCUUCACUCAGUAACGACGACAUCCGGGAAGAGGUGGACACGUUCAUGUUCGAGGGUCACGAUACCACUACCUCGGCCAUCUCCUUCUGCCUUUACGAGAUCUCUCGCCAUCCCCAGGUGCAGCAGCUUCUGGUGGAGGAGAUCCAUGAGGUUCUGGGUGUGGACCGCCAUCGUCCGGUCACCCUGCGGGAUCUGGGUGAACUCAAGUAUCUGGAGAAUGUGAUUAAAGAGUCGCUCCGCCUGCAUCCUCCAGUGCCCAUGAUUGGGCGCUGGUUCAACGAAGAUGUGGAGAUACGGGGAAAGCGCAUUCCAGCUGGGACCAACUACACCGUCGGCAUCUUUGUCCUCCUCCGUGAUCCCGAAUACUUCGAGUCCCCUGACGAGUUUAAGCCGGAUCGCUUCGACAGCACGUCACCCCAGACGCAUCCCUAUGCCUAUAUUCCCUUCUCUGCGGGUCCACGCAACUGCAUUGGUCAGAAGUUCGCCCUUCUGGAGAUGAAGAGCACCAUCAGCAAGCUGCUGCGUAAUUUUGAGCUGCUGCCUCUCGGUCCCGAGCCACGACCGGCCAUGAACAUUGUGCUGCGGUCCGCUAACGGGGUUCACCUGGGUCUACAGCCGCGUUCAGUUCUCGCCAGUUGAUCGCUCUGAUUAUGCUAGUCUUUCCCAUAUUGGUUUGCCCCAUCGGCUGUGGAUUAAACAAUAUUUUUUAGUCGAAUUCAAA
Messenger RNA from Drosophila pseudoobscura, 1803 nucleotides. RefSeq names its product Cytochrome P450 4d2 (gene Cyp4d2). Lineage: Eukaryota; Metazoa; Arthropoda; Insecta; Diptera; Drosophilidae. The transcript is spliced from 5 exons. The record is from RefSeq and is a predicted model, not a curated record. Gene Ontology annotation, molecular function: monooxygenase activity; oxidoreductase activity, acting on paired donors, with incorporation or reduction of molecular oxygen; iron ion binding. Bases 195 to 1721 code for a protein of 508 amino acids.